Molecule: messenger RNA, 1017 nt
Organism: Rhagoletis pomonella (apple maggot)
Lineage: Eukaryota; Metazoa; Arthropoda; Insecta; Diptera; Tephritidae
Product: zinc finger BED domain-containing protein 4-like
Exons: 3
Coding region: 263-877 (204 amino acids)
Molecular function (GO): protein dimerization activity
Source: RefSeq, a predicted model, not a curated record
CCUUAAGGAAAAACUUCGUGAAAUAGUUAAUAACUGGGGCAUCAGCGAUGAUCAGAUAAUACCAUUUGUCACUGACGGAGGAUCCAAUAUCAAAGGCGCAGUGAAACAAGAAUUUGGAGAGUCGAAGCACGUCACCUGUUUUGGUCACACUAUCAAUAACAUUGGUCAAGCGAUCAUUCAAAAUAACAAUGACGAUGCUAUCGACGAUGAUGAAAACGAAACGGAAGGAGGCACGCUAAAGGAUCUUUUAAAAAAGGCAACAAUGAUCAUCGAACCGACUACAGCAAUAGGCAAAAUAGCAAAAGACGUCCUGUUGACCGAGGUCCAAAAACGUUACGCAAAUUUGGAGGCGGUGAUUAUUUACGGUGUGGCAACAAUACUUGAUCCAAGGUACAAGAAGGCAGCCUUCGAAAACUCAAUCUACUGUUCGCGGGCUGCUGCUUUUAUUGGUAACUUAUUAAUAACCAGCCAAACCCAAAGUAAUGAAUCUGUGGAAAGUAUCGCUGAGCUUCAAACAUCGGACGAAGAAGGCAUAUGGUCAUAUUUAGAUCAAAACAUUAGCAACAGUCAAUGCAAUAGACGUAACGUUUCGGAAAUAAAUUCGGACCAGCUGCGAGCUUAUUUAAUCAGGCCAGCUGUUUCUCGAAAAUUAAACAAAAACCCUUUAACAACUUGGCAGGCGUUGAAAAAUGAUUUUCCUUUGCUUUUUCCAAUUGCCCAAAAAUAUUUGUCAGUUAUGGCAAUGUCAGUCCCAUGUGAGCGACUAUUUUCACAUGCUGGACUUAUAGCAACCCAGUUGAGGAACCGUCUCUCACCCGAACAUUUAAAUAUGUUAGUAUUUUUGCGGUCAAUUGAGGAAGAAAUGUGGGACAUAUGAGGCUAUUAGCGCAAGACUUGGUCUUGGUCUGUACAACCACUCUUACAGUGGCCGUAAAAAUAAUAGCACUUUAAUAUUUGGACAUGUUUUGACUUAAUUUUAAAAUAUUAUAUAUGUAAAAUUCAACAAAAUUUCCAAAU